Messenger RNA from Sander lucioperca (pikeperch), 1347 nucleotides. Its product is annotated as cytochrome b reductase 1. Gene Ontology annotation, cellular component: lysosomal membrane. Gene Ontology annotation, molecular function: oxidoreductase activity. Bases 74 to 907 code for a protein of 277 amino acids. The transcript is spliced from 4 exons. The record is from RefSeq and is a predicted model, not a curated record. Lineage: Eukaryota; Metazoa; Chordata; Actinopteri; Perciformes; Percidae.
AGUUGUGAAAACAGCUGCUCCGGUCAAGUCGCUCCGUUCUGUUGCUGCUGUUGUGUUGUUGACACUGAUAACGAUGGAGAACUUGAAACAGUUCCUGGUCGCUCUGUCUGCCGCCGCCGCCGCCGGAAUUGUCUCCAUAAUAUUCGUGCUAAUAUGGGUUCUCAACUAUAAAGAAGGUUUUGCCUGGGAUGGAGGACUGGCUGAAUUCAACUGGCAUCCGGUCCUGAUAGUUAUCGGGUUUAUUUUCUUCCAAGGAAUAGCCAUCAUUGUCUACAGACUCCCCUGGACCUGGCAGUGCAGCAAACUGAUGAUGAAGUUCAUCCAUGCAGGCUUGCACUUACUAGCCUUCAUUCUUGCUGUCAUAGCUAUGGUGGCUGUUUUUGACUUCCACAAUGCUGCCAAAAUCCCCAACAUGUACAGUUUGCACAGCUGGCUGGGCCUGACAGCUCUGAUACUCUUCUGUCUACAGCUUGUUCUUGGAGUUGGCAUAUACUUGAUACCAGUUACACCUGCAUCCUGGAGAGCAGUGUUUAUGCCCCUCCAUGUCUAUGGCGGUCUUUUACUCUUUACCAGUGUAAUAGCUGUGGCACUCAUGGGCAUCACCGAGAAACUCAUUUUUGGCCUGAGCAACCCGAAAUAUAAGGACUCUCCCCCAGAGGCAAUUUUCGUGAAUGUUCUGGGAGUCCUCCUAGUGGUUUUUGGAGCUCUUAUCCUCUGGAUUGCCACUCGAACAUCUUGGAAACGCCCCAGUGACCAGGUCUUGCAUACUCUGCAUACCAUUGGGGAAGGUGAGGACAGCAGCAAAGUCGGUCCAGUCAUGUCUCAACUAUCUGAUGGAACUGAUGCUGCGCCCUUUGGGGAUGUCAGGAGGAGGAGUAGUAACAAAUUAGAUGAUCAGGCUAACUGAUUACAAAUUAACUAACUAGGAGCAGAUACUGUAUCAAGUGUUGAAUGCAUGUACACCCAGUCUAAACUGGUCAGAGAAAGUAAAAAUGAAGAAAUCUAUUUUUGCUGAUCUUUUCCAUACAUAACUGUAUCUCUUGCACCUUAAGUAUUUAAUUUUGUUGGCAUUUUGUUGUUUGCCAUUUAUUGUAAGUGUAUGUAAAUAAUGGUGAGCUACUUCAUAACAAGAUUCAGAUAGACCUUUUGUAUUGUGAUAUCUGGAUUUUUAAAAUAUGUUCACAACCUAUCUACAUUUUACAAUGAAUAUUUGCAACUUCUACCUUGCAUCGUACAGUCCUUGAAUAUUUAUGUGUAGAGAGAAGAUGAAAAAUAUUCAUACAAUAGAACACAGUCAAUAAUAAUAAAAAAAAAGUAAUGAGCACCAAUUUGUGGUUGUUUAUCACA